AUGGAGUCUAAUCGAGAAAGAAUUGUUCGAUGGCUCGGAAAAGGACCACCCUCAAAUCCAGGUGUCACAUUUGGAGUACCUUGGCGACAAGGAGUCUGCUACCUCUCGAAUACCACUUUCAUUUGCAAAACAGAGAGUGAGGACGAAAUUCCACUACAAACAUGGCCAACAGCAUUCUGGCCUGACGGAUCUGUGAAAUGGACAAGUCAUGCGAUCCCUGCAUCAGCGACGGCAGAUGGGAGCUACCGCGUCGUUGUGAUUGACUCAUCGGACGCCAUGAUACAGACUACAGAUACGCUCACAGUCGAGGAAGACUCAGACAUCAUCUCAGUUGACACUGGAAAGAUGAAAAUCACUUUUGGAAAGACAGGAAACGAGAUCAUCAAGGAAAUUAUUAAUGCUAAGGGCAGCACGGUUGGUGUCCAAGGCAGGUUGGCUUUGCUUUCUCAAGAUCGCAUUUAUGACGCCGAUAAAGCGGACUCUCUUUUGAAGCACCAUAGCUUCUACGGGCAGAUAAGUUCGGUGGAAGUCGAGCAGACUGGUCCUAUUCGUGGUGUCAUAGCCGUUCGCGGAGUCCACGUUGAAGCAUCUCGAGAAUUUGAGCCGGCUGUCGAAACCCACCAACCAUGGGUACCAUUCACACUCAGAUUCUACCUAUAUGCCGGGUCCAGUCAUAUUCGGAUACUCCGCACCAUCAUAUACGACGGCGAUACAAAGGACUUUGUUCGGGGCAUCGGGAUUCGCCUCAAGAUGCCUCUCCAGGAAGAAGCGGCCUUCGAUCGCCAUGCCUCUGCCGUCCCUGAAAGUUGGAAUCCGGAGCUGCCACAAGCCUCUCUGCGCUGGGUACCCAUCUGGAAUGACUUCAGCUUGCAUCAACUCUCGCCAGAUGGUUUUACGCUCGAGAAACGACUGAAGGAAGGUCACCCGUGGAUCAAAACCGCGAGCGGUACCAAAGCGGGAGGGGUUUUCUACGUCGGUGGCGCAAAUCGAGGAGGGCUGGCCAUAGGUUCGAGACACUUCUGGGAACGAUACCCAACCGGGAUCGAUAUUCGAGGCGUUGGUGCCUCCCAGGAGGACACCGAGGUGACACUAUGGCUGUACGACCCCAAAGCUGGGCCUAUGGACUUUCGUCCCUAUCAUGACGGGUUAGGCCAGCAAGGUUUUGAUGAUCAGCUAGACGCUCUGAAGAUCACUUACGAGGAUUGGGAACCGGAGCUUGGGACGCCUUACGGGGUAGCGCGAACGAACGAGUUGGUGAUUUCCGUGACGGACUCAACGCCAGAUGGUGAUGAGUUCUCGUCACUGAUAGACUUGGUUCGAGAUACUCCAAAGUUACAGCCUGCCCCGGAAGUCAUUCACCUCAGUCAAGCUUUUGGUACAUACUGGUCUCCACUGUCAAAAGUCCUCUCACCCACAGAUGAACGUCUCGAGUUCCUAUUUCAAUUCUACCAGAAGCAAGUGCAACAAAGGCGUUGGUACGGCUUCUGGGACCACGGCGAUAUCGUGCACACGUAUGAUGAAGACCGUCACACCUGGCGAUACGAUGUUGGCGGAUAUGCCUGGGAUAACUCAGAGCUGUCGCCAGAUCUAUGGCUUUGGCUGUACUUUCUGCGGACCGGCCGAGCUGAUGUGUUCAAUAUGGCGGAAGCAUUGACUCGUCAUACCGGGGAGAUGGAUGUAUACCACCUUGGGCGGUACCAGGGUCUCGGCACACGACAUGGCGUGCAGCACUGGAGUGAUAGCUGCAAGCAAGCCCGCAUAUCGAACGCCUUGUAUCGCCGUUUUUUCUACUACCUGUCUGGCGGUGACGAACGUGUCGGAAAGCUUCUCGAAGAGACGCUUGAUACGGAUCAAAAGUUUCUGGUCCUUGAUCCGUGCAGAAAGGUCCGCAAGGACCGAGAAACCUACAGCCCAGAUGUACAUGCAGUUGAGAUCAGUCUGGGAACGGACUGGGCAUCGCUUGCAGCUUCCUGGCUUGUCGAGUUUGAGCGACGAGGGCCACGAUGGACCGAAGCCAAGAGGAAGCUGUUCAGGUCCAUCGAAGGGAUCGGUGCCCUGGGCAACGGCUUCAACAAUGGAGUGAUCAAGGUGUCCCAUCUAUCAGCGAUGUUCGGAUUGUUUGAGGUGGCGGCCGAUAUCCUGCAGCAGUUUCCAGAGAAAGCAAACGUAACUGGUUUCAGGGACGCAUGGCUAGAGUAUUGCACCUUUUUCAAUGCCAGUUUAGAGGAACAGGAAACCCGAUAUGGUAGACCUGGCUGGGGCAGACUACAGCUAAGACAAGGACACUCUCGCUUGACAGCCUUUGCGGCGAGCGAGCUGAACAGGCCUGAUUUAGCUGAACGUGCGUUGGAGGAGUUUGAGAACGGGGUUGGAUUUCGGGACUAUGGUCCAGACAUAGUCUGGAAAAGUACACCAGUGAGCAGAAAUCAUGUUCUUGAGCCCGCAGACGAGGCUGCUUGGGUUUCUACCAACUGCACUGCAUUGUAUGGUCUGGCAGCUAUUCAGAACCUGGCACUGUUGCAGAAAAAGUAA
This is a messenger RNA of Colletotrichum phormii, 2532 nucleotides long. RefSeq lists its product as uncharacterized. The coding region runs from base 1 to 2532 and encodes 843 amino acids. The transcript has 3 exons. NCBI's taxonomy places the organism in Eukaryota, Fungi, Ascomycota, Sordariomycetes, Glomerellales, Glomerellaceae. The record is from RefSeq and is a predicted model, not a curated record.